UUGCCUCUUUAUCCUUUGGCCCCUGAUUGACGAAUCCAUCGUCGUCUAACUUUGAAGUUGUUUAACUCGUUGUACGAGGACCGUUCACCGCAAGUAGAUUUGUUACGUUUUGUAUUACAAUCGCGUACUUAGGUAUUUAUUGUGUUUACAUGUAAUUAUUGCAUUUGUGACAUUGUGAAUUUUAUUUAAUUAUUUGCCUAUAUCAUUCAGUUUAAUCGGUGUUGUGAUUUUUACAGUGUAUGUGCAAAGUGCGGAUUCCAACAGCGGGUUAGUUGUCGAUGUUCAGAAUUUAAAUAGUGUGAUAAAUUUCAAUAGACGAUGGCAGAUAAUACAAAAUUGACUGACGAAGAAAGAGCAGAAAUUAGAGAACAAUUUUCUCAGUUGGACAAGAGUGGAAAUGGCUACAUUGACAUGAAGGAGCUCAAAGACGCCCUUGACGGCGUUGGAUAUAAAAUACCACAGUGGAAGGUGCGUUGUAUGAUAGAAGAGUAUUAUGACAACGGUUCAAAGCAUGGGCGGGCCAAUGGAAGCGUUAACGGCGACUCAAAGAAGAAUGGUAUGACUCUCUUGGAGUUCGAAGAACUCUGUGGAAACCUCAAAGCACAACAGGUUGCGAGUACAUUCAAGCAGGCAGUUAGUAAAAAGGAGAACUUAGAACAUCUCGGUGGAAUGAGCGAAGCAUCCAGUGACGGUACAACCCACUCAGUGCGUCAGGAAGAACAGAUGGCCUUCUCAGGAUGGAUUAAUAGUAACCUGGAGCAUGACCCUGACUUAGCACACCUUCUGCCCAUUGACCCUGAAGGCAAACAGCUCUAUGAAAAGUUGAAGGAUGGACUUAUUUUAUGCAAAGUAAUCAACCAUUCCUGUCCGGACACGAUCGAUGAACGUGCGAUUAACAAGAAAAAUCUUACCCUUUACACGAAGCACGAAAACUUGACUCUUGCGUUGGUCUCUUCUCAGGCGAUUGGUUGCAACAUUGUUAACAUUGACGCACACGAUCUUGCUAAAGGUAAACCUCACCUUGUACUUGGCCUGCUGUGGCAGAUAAUCCGUAUCGGUCUUUUCAACCAGAUCACACUUGAGCACUGUCCUGGCCUUACGGAACUUCUCAAUGACCAGGAACGUAUUGAAGACCUGUUGGCGCUAUCACCUGAAGCCAUCCUCCUCCGCUGGGUGAACCAUCAACUGCAAUGUGCGGGUGUUACUCGCCGCUGCACCAACUUCCAACAGGAUGUGUCUGACUCCGAAAUAUAUUCAUAUCUCUUGAAGCAAAUCGCCCCAGAUGACGCUGGUGUCACAUUGGAUGCGCUUAGAGAAACAGACCUCCUUCGUCGUGCAGAGGUGAUGUUACAGCAGGCAGCUAAGCUCCGUUGUCGGGCAUUCGUGGCGCCUGCGGACGUCGUCAACGGAGUCUACAAACUCAACUUAGCCUUCGUAGCCAAUCUGUUUAACCAACAUCCGGGAUUGCAGAGGAACGAAACAGAUGCUGAUGCAUAUCACCAGUUAGAUGAGACCAGAGAGGAGAAGACAUACCGUAACUGGAUGAACUCAAUGGGCGUGGCACCACAUGUAAACUGGCUUUACUCAGAUUUGACCGAUGCACUUGUCAUCUUUCAGCUUUAUGACAUUAUCAAACCUGGUAUUGUCAACUGGAAGAAGGUACACCGUCAAUUCUCGAAGCUUCGUAAAUUCAUGGAGCGUCUAGAGAACUGCAACUACGCAGUUGAGUUGGGACGCCAACUUGGAUUCUCACUUGUCGGUAUCGCUGGGGCUGACAUCAACGAAGGAAACGCAACACUUACGCUUGCUUUAAUAUGGCAACUUAUGCGUGCAUACACACUGUCAGUGUUAACACGAUUGGCGAACACUGGCAACCCCAUUAUUGAAAAGGAGAUCGUGCAGUGGGUCAAUAACAAACUACAAAGCGCUGGCAAGGCCUCGUCUAUUAGGAGUUUCCAGGAUGAAGUUCUAGCAGACGGCAAAGUGGUUCUCGACCUCAUAGAUGCCAUAAAACCUGGCUCAAUUAACUACGACCUUGUAUUGCCUGGGGCGGAUAAAGAGGAAUGUUUAGCGAACGCGAAAUACGCGAUAUCAAUGGCAAGGCGUUGCGGUGCACGCGUAUACGCAUUACCCGAAGACAUAACCGAGCGCAAGCCGAAGAUGAUCAUGACAGUCUUCGCGUGUCUCAUGGCCCUCGACUAUAUUCCAACCAUGGACGCGCCCGUCGCCCAACCAGGGCCAGAAAUGCCGGUAGAACCUGUGUUACUGGAUGGUGCUGCGGAAACCACCGAUGAACCUGAAGAUAUUUCGAGUCCACAGACUCCUGAGAAGCCAAUGUUACCACCAAAACCAGAGAGCCUUUCACGGACUGUGUCUACCACAGACUAACAUAACACCUAUUUCAUGAGUUAUAGUAAUACCAAAUGCGUUAUAGUCUGUGGAAAGAGUACCAUCGAGGCGGUUUUGUGAAAAAGUGAUGUCAACGUAACUAAAUCUGGACUAAGUACUGCUUAGACCCCAAAUUCUACGACCGAAUCCUUUCCCUUCAGACUCAUUCCAAAAACAUGUAAGUAAGUACAUAUAGUGUGAAUAUAUUAAGGACAUUUUAAAUUUGGGACUUGAUGUUUAUUGUGAACUAAGGAAAAUAUAUUUUUUUACUUUCA
Messenger RNA from Pieris rapae (cabbage white), 2663 nucleotides. RefSeq names its product plastin-2 (gene Fim). Gene Ontology annotation, molecular function: actin filament binding; calcium ion binding. Lineage: Eukaryota; Metazoa; Arthropoda; Insecta; Lepidoptera; Pieridae. Gene Ontology annotation, cellular component: actin filament; cytoplasm; actin filament bundle. Bases 319 to 2388 code for a protein of 689 amino acids. The record is from RefSeq and is a predicted model, not a curated record. Gene Ontology annotation, biological process: actin filament bundle assembly; actin filament network formation. The transcript is spliced from 15 exons.